AUGAAAGCAUUGUUAGUCUUAUUACUUACUUUUAUUUCGGUAUUUGCAGAACAUGAAUUAUACCCAAGAACACCUCCUUUUGGUAUUGUUGAGCCUAACAGUGCUUCAAGACACUUAGGAGACUACACUCAUUCUCAUGAGACAGUAGACAAAUCAACCUAUUCUUGUUUUGCCAUAGGCGAAUGCCAAAAAACACAACCCUAUUGUUUAGAAUACGGAAACAAAGAAGCAGUACGAUGUGAAUGGGAUGACCCAGAAUUAGCAGACAAGAAAAAUCAGACUUCAUUUUAUGAUGAUAAUGCUAUCUCUCUGCCUUCUUUUCGAGCAUGUCCUCGCGUGAAGAGUGUAGAAAGGAUUCGCAUCAUUCAAUUUGAAGGUUGGAAUGCUGUUGUUGCUGUCGUUUCAUUACUUGUGUUCUUUUGGAGACAACGUAAAAUUGCUCAUGAACAAUAUCAACAAUUAGCACAGAGAAUAGGUGUUACUGUAGUAUAA
Molecule: messenger RNA, 492 nt
Organism: Gilbertella persicaria
Lineage: Eukaryota; Fungi; Mucoromycota; Mucoromycetes; Mucorales; Choanephoraceae
Exons: 4
Coding region: 1-492 (163 amino acids)
Cellular component (GO): membrane
Source: RefSeq, a predicted model, not a curated record